AUGCCGCGCAAUUCGGCAUCCAUCCCGGAGACACACUUCCUACGAGGGCAAACAGACCCGUCGCUCGAGUCGACGCACGUGUCGGGGCCAAUCGCGUUUCUAAACCCAACCAAAGUGCACUUCAGGCCUACGGCUAAGCGCAAAGAGGAUCAGGAAUUUCCACAACCAGUUGGCGAGGGCGAGGAACAACAGGCAGUAGAACCCGGUAAACAACCCAGAGUUGAAUAUCUCUGGCGCUCUCGCGAUAACCGCAAAGGCCGCCAUGCUAUCCACGUCCAGUACUCCCCGGAGCAGCAUGGGCCCGGACAUAUUCUCCCGGAAAGCACUACGAGUCUGCAAGCAGUACUUCGCAUUCUCCUUCGGAUGGCGACAUAUUGCCCUUACUGGGAUGUGUCCUACCUUGUUGCAGCUAUCUUCACACUAGGCUCUGUGAUCUGGGUCAUCAAUUCGUUUUUUGUCUGGCUACCUCUCCAAGAUCCGUCGACGACGUUCCCUGGCGAGGCUGUAACAGGCGGCGGCGUGUCGGCCUUUAUCGGCGCUACCAUUUUCGAGAUAGGCAGUGUUUUACUCCUCCUAGAGGCCGUCAAUGAGAACCAGACCUCCUGUUUUGGAUGGGCCGUGGAAAAUGUGGUCAAAAGACUUGAAGCGAGAGAGUACUUGGUCAACACGACUGAAGUCAGACCUGUUGAAUCGCAGGAUUGCUCCCAUCAUCACUCCAAUAAGCGCUCUUUUCUGCGAGAUGGACUAAGGGAACGUUCCUCUGAAGACCAGAGAUCAUUUGAAUGGAUACCUUCACUUGCAGAAUUACGAUCUCACUAUUUUCAUGAGCUUGGGUUUUUGGCAUCAUUUGUGCAGCUGAUUGGAGCCACCGUAUUCUGGAUUGCCGGGUUUACAGGUCUUCCAGGCAUCAUUGACCACAUGAGCCAGGGCUUGACAGAUGGCGUGUAUUGGACACCUCAAAUUGUGGGCGGAUGUUGUUUCGUUAUCAGUGGUCUUCUUUUUACCAUUGAAACGCAGCCAAAAUGGUAUAUUCCGGCUCCCAAAGUUCUUGGGUGGCAUAUAGGGUUUUGGAAUUUCAUUGGAGGAAUUGGCUUUACACUCUGCGGUGCCCUCGGACCAGCGUCCUCCGGAUCCUCUAGAGUUGAAUAUCAAUCUUGCUUGGCCACUUUCUGGGGGUCAUGGGCCUUUCUAGUCGGCUCAGCAAUUCAGUGGUAUGAGAGUCUAGACAAGUUCCCAGUCGAGAAGAAAACGCAGACUACCUCGCCCGGUACGAUCUACCAUGGUAAACGAUAA
This is a messenger RNA of Talaromyces atroroseus, 1293 nucleotides long. RefSeq lists its product as hypothetical. The transcript has 3 exons. Bases 1 to 1293 code for a protein of 430 amino acids. Lineage: Eukaryota; Fungi; Ascomycota; Eurotiomycetes; Eurotiales; Trichocomaceae. The record is from RefSeq and is a predicted model, not a curated record.